AUGAACGGGCCGGCCUCCUCGUCCUCGCCAGCGGCGAACGGCCGGCCGAACCGCCCCCUAGUCGUAAAAGCGGGGUACGACGGGGCGACGCGGCGUGUGCAGUUCCCGAGCGCUGCAACCGCACGCCUCGAAAGCCUGCACAGCAGAAUCGAAGAAUGCUUCUCGCUCUCGGCAUGGCCGUUUUUUCUCUCGUACGUCGACGAUGACGGGGAAGAGUACUCUGUCCGGACAGAGGACGACCUGACGGAUGCGAUCGCGUAUUUUGUUAGCGGCGACGAUGACCAUUCGUCUCUCUACUCUCGCUCGGGCAUCAACAUCCCGCCAUCAAAGAUCACGCUCCGACUAGACGUUGUGGUAGAGUACGACGGUCCCUCUCUCAGCGACACUAGCAGUAUCGCCUCCUUCCCGACAAGUGAUGGAAGCUCCUUCAUGAGCCGCCGCAGUGGCCUCAGCUCCGACUCUCGCCUCAGCGACCCAUACACCGCUCACUCUGGCUCGCACGGCUACCGCGCUGAUCCCAACCGGCUAAGCGACUACUCGCGCUCUGACUACACCGAGCGAUACGAUCCACGGUACUACGCUGCGUCGCGGCGCUCAUCAGCGACGUCGGGAACGCAGCGCCGACCGGUCGUCGAUCGCGAGCUUGCCUCCGUCACCGACAGCUUCGAGAGCGCCGUGAUCGACGACGGCGCUUCAGCCUUGACGACGAGCACAACGCCGAACUUCACGCAGAGCGAGCUUGGAUCGCGCUGGCUGCGGGAGCAGAGCCAGAUCGCCUCCCGCAUGCCGCGACUGCGGCUGCGCCGGCGCGAAUUCGAGGACGGCGAUCCGGACCCAGACGCCAGCGACGAGGAGAUCGGCGACAUUUCGCUCGUAAGAGACGCGAGAGGGCGACCAGGCAAGCAUUGCCGACAGCGCGAGCCUGCGCAGCGUCCCACCACCGGUGCCGCCGAAACCGGAAGGAGAUGCUGGACCACCGACUCUCGCCCCCGACUGCAGUGCUUGCGGACUGCGCCUAGAGUACAUGCGUCUGCGCCCGACAAUCGCCUACGGCUCGCUGCGCGCGUGCCCCCGCCGUCAAUACCGUCUGACAGCGACGGCAGCGACUCGACGGCAUGGGGACCAGCUCCCGUCCCCGGCGCUCCAGGUGACUCGAGUGCGUGUUUAUUACAGCCCCGCUCCCGCACCGCAUCGAUGAGCACGACUUCCAGCUCGCUCAGUAUAGCAGUCACGAACGGCUCUGCGUCUUCCCCUACCGCUGCGAGCCCCCGAUUACCUGACGGCGCGGACGAGAUCGGCUUCGAUGAGCGGCAGUACACCCGCAGGGGGUACGAGUUGUGCCCUGGCUGCAUCGAGACGCAUGGCAUCGUGCAUGCAAAAGCGGCAGCAAAGGGGAAGAGUAGGGACCGGCACGGGCGGCGAGUUAGGGGCUUUAGGCAUACGUUCCGGGAGAAGAUCUGGGGUAACGGCAAGUGGGUCGACGUCGAGUACGCCGAGGAUAGCGAGUGCACCAUCUGCCGCACGCCGCUGAUGCAUAACCGCUUCAAGUGUGUCUCGUGUUCCAAGUUCGACCUCUGCCGCUCGUGCUACCAGAAGGUCGAGGAGAUUCAUCCCGUGCACGCCUUCUUAUCGUUGCCGGAUAAGCACGUUGUGCCCGCCCCGCCGCGAGUCGCGGAGACCCGGCCGCCGAGACACCACGGCGCGUUCUGCCACAAUGUGUCCGUCAUGUGCGAGGGCAUCGGGGCUGCCGGUGACGGCUCGCACACAGCAGAUCACAUCAUGAUCAAACUAGCGCGGAGGUUGAGGCUGCCUCCCGCCGCGCGCGCGACCGCUGGUUUCUGCAGGACAGUGCUUCUGUCGCCCAAGCCCAACCGCCGGGCUCUGAGCGGUCCAGCUCGCCAGACAACGAGACAGUUGCGCCAACUGCCCCAGCCUCCCCACGGCGUACAACCUCUGCUCGGUUUGCGAGUUACGCAGCUAUCGUAUCCACGACCCGCGCCAUGUGUUCUUCAAGUUCGACCGGCCGGUGCAUGUGCCGCUGGCGAGUCCACGGCCGCUUCUGCCGCUGCUCCUAACGUCCAGUACAAGAACAAGGUGGGCCAAGUUCCCGCAACUGCGCCGCCGACGCACGACCCGACCGCUUAUCUCAAUGACCAGAUCCGCGGCGUGUGGCUGCGGUGCGCGCACUGCGCGGCCGGCUUCGACAUGUGCGCCGACGCGGAGCAGGUCGCGGACCACGAUGUGACGCACGUCUUUGUCGUGUUCAAGGCGAGGGUGGACAUGACGCGGUUCCGCCAGUUGGCGGACCUCGCGGCGACGCACUCGAAGCCCCUCCUCAACCAGCAGGUGUAUCUCAGCUAA
This is a messenger RNA of Trichosporon asahii var. asahii CBS 2479, 2361 nucleotides long. RefSeq lists its product as uncharacterized. Gene Ontology annotation, molecular function: protein kinase C binding; K63-linked polyubiquitin modification-dependent protein binding; zinc ion binding. Gene Ontology annotation, biological process: endosome organization; aggrephagy; mitophagy. The record is from RefSeq and is a predicted model, not a curated record. Lineage: Eukaryota; Fungi; Basidiomycota; Tremellomycetes; Trichosporonales; Trichosporonaceae. Gene Ontology annotation, cellular component: aggresome; amphisome. Bases 1 to 2361 code for a protein of 786 amino acids. The transcript is spliced from 11 exons.